AUGGCGCUCCGGGGAUCCCCGCGCGCCCCGAAGGGCCCCGGCCCCACCGCCCGAGCCCCGAGCCCAGGGGCGCCGCCGCCGCCGCCGCGCUCGCGGCCGCUCCUGCUGCUGCUGCUGCUGCUGGCCGCCUGCGGGGCGGCGGGGCGCUCCCCGGAGCCCGGGCGCCUGGGUCCCCGCGCCCGGCUGACCCGGGCGCCGCCGAACCCGCCUGCGGAGCGCGCGCUGCCCGGCGGGGGCGAGGAUCGGCAGGCGCGCGACGAGGAGCCCGGUACCCCGGGUCCCGGUCAGGCUCCGGGUCCCGGCGAGGACGGCGCCCCCGCCGCGGGCCAGGGGCGCUGGGCGCGGGCAGCGCCGAUGGCCGGAGCCGCUUCGCGGGCGCAAGUCUCGCUCAUCAGCACAUCGUUCGUGCUCAAGGGGGACGCGACGCACAAUCAGGCGAUGGUGCACUGGACGGGCGAGAACAGCAGUGUGAUCUUGAUCCUGACCAAGUAUUACCACGCAGACAUGGGGAAGGUUCUGGAAAGUUCUCUGUGGCGGUCGUCGGACUUCGGGACUUCCUACACCAAGCUCACCCUCCAGCCUGGCGUCACCACCGUCAUCGACAACUUCUACAUCUGCCCGACUAACAAGAGGAAGAUCAUUCUCGUGAGCUCCUCGCUCAGCGACCGGGACCAGAGCCUGUUCCUCAGCGCGGACGAGGGCGCCACCUUCCAGAAACAGGUCGUCCCCUUCUCCGUGGAGACGCUCAUCUUCCACCCCCGGGAGGAGGACAAGUUGCUGGCCUACACCAAGGAGGGCAAGCUCUACGUGUCGUCUGACCUGGGGAGGAAGUGGACCCUUCUGCAGGAGCGAGUGACCAAAGACCACGUGUUCUGGGCUGUGUCUGGGGUGGACGCUGACCCUGACUUGGUCCACCUGGAGGCCCAGGACCUCGGAGGAGGCUUUCGCUAUGUCACCUGCCGGGUCCACAACUGCUCCGAUAACACGCGGACGACGCCCUUCGCGGGGCCCAUCGACCGCGGCUCUCUGACCGUGCAAGACGACUACGUCUUCGUUAAGGCAACCACAACAAACCAGACCAAAUACUACAUCUCUUACCGCCGCAAUGAAUUUGUCCGGAUGAAGCUGCCGAAGUAUGCGUUGCCCAAGGAUCUGCAGGUCAUCAGCACGGACGAGAGCCAGGUGUUCGUGGCCGUGCAGGAGUGGUACCAGACCGAUACCUACAACCUGUACCAGUCGGACACGCGCGGCGUGCGCUACUCACUGGUGCUGGAAGACGUGCGCAGCUCGCGGCAGGCGGAGGAGAACGUGGUCAUCGACAUCCUGGAGGUCCGCGGGGUGAAAGGAGUCUUCCUGGCAAACCAGAAGGUCAACGGGAAGGUGGUGACACUCAUCACCUACAACAAGGGCCGCGACUGGGAUUACCUGAGGCCUCCCAGCACGGACAUGAAUGGGAAACCAACCAACUGCAAGCCUCCGGACUGCCACCUGCACCUGCACCUGCGCUGGGCAGACAACCCCUACGUGUCGGGCACCGUGCACACCAGGGACAGCGCCCCCGGCCUGGUCAUGGGUGCAGGUAACCUGGGCUCCCAGCUGGUGGAAUAUAAAGAGGAAAUGUACAUCACGUCGGACUGCGGCCACACCUGGCGGCAGGUGUUCGAGGAGGAGCAUCACAUCCUCUACCUGGACCACGGAGGCGUGAUCGUGGCCAUCAAGGACACCUCCAUCCCCCUGAAGAUCCUCAAGUUCAGCGUGGACGAGGGCCUCACCUGGAGCACGCACAACUUCACCAGCACCUCCGUGUUUGUGGAUGGGCUGCUGAGCGAGCCAGGGGACGAGACGCUGGUCAUGACCGUCUUCGGCCACAUCAGCUUCCGCUCGGACUGGGAGCUGGUCAAGGUGGACUUCCGGCCCUGGUUCUCCAGGCGGUGCGGCGAGGGUGACUACGGCUCCUGGGACCUCACCGACCUGCAGGGUGACCGCUGUGUCAUGGGCCAGCAGAGGAGCUUCCGCAGGAGGAAGCCCGCGUCCUGGUGCGUCACGGGCCGCAGCUUCACGGCGGCGCUCACGGCCCGCGUGUGCCCCUGCCGGGCCUCGGACUUCCUCUGUGACUAUGGAUUUGAGCGCGCCCCCUCCUCGGAGUCUGAUGCCAACAAGUGCUUUGCCAACUUCUGGUUUAACCCCCUGACACCCCCUGACGACUGUGUCCUGGGCCAGACCUAUACCAGCAGUCUCGGGUACCGGAAGCUGGUGUCCAACGUGUGCGAGGGCGGCGUGGACCCGCGGCAGCGCCCGGCGCGGCUGCAGUGCCCGCUCCUGCCGCCGCGGGGCCUGCAGGUCAGCAUCCGCGGCGAGGCGGUGGCCGUGCGGCCCGGGGAGGACGUCCUGUUCGUGGUGCGGCAGGAGCAGGGUGAUGUCCUGACCACCAAGUACCAGGUGGACCUGGGGGAUGGCUUCAAGGCCAUGUACGUGAACCUCACGCUGACCGGCGAGCCCAUCAGGCACCGCUACGAGAGCCCCGGCGUCUACCGCGUGUCCGUCAGGGCAGAGAACGUGGCGGGGCACGACGAGGCAGUGCUGUUUGUCCAGGUCACCGCCCCCCUGCAGGCCCUCUACCUGGAAGUGGUUCCUGUCAUCGGCAUCAACCAGGAGGUGAACCUCACGGCUGUGCUGCUGCCCCUGAACCCCAACCUCACUGUCUUCUACUGGUGGAUCGGCCACAGCCUGCAGCCCCGCCUGUCCCUGGAGAACUCUGUGACGACGCGGUUUGGGGACCCGGGGGACGUGCGGGUGACGGUACAGGCUGCCUGCGGGACCUCCGUGCUGCAGGACUCCAAGGUGGUCCGCGUGCUGGAUCAAUUUCAGGUCGUGCCUCUGCAGUUUUCCAAGGACCUGGAUGCUCACAACCCCAACACCCCCGAGUGGAGGGAAGACGUCGGCCUCGUGGUGUCCCGGCUCCUCUCCAAGGAGACCAGCAUCCCUGAGGAGCUGAUGGUGACGGUGGUGAAGCCGGGGCUGCCCACCUUGGCCGACUUGCACGUGCUCCUGCCCCCUCCCAGGCCUACGAGGAAGAGAAGCCUCGCCAGCGACAAGAGGCUCACGGCCAUCCAGCAGGUGCUGAACGCACAGAAGAUCAGCUUCCUCCUGCGUGGCGGGGUCCAGGUCGUGGUGGCCGUGAGGGACGUGGACACGGAUUCCCCGAGCCUGGGAAGUGGAGGCGGCUACUGGGCGGUGGCGAUCCUCUUCGUCAGCGGGCUCUUCGCGGUCGGGGCCUUCAUCCUGUACAAGUUCAAAAGGAAACGCCCUGGCAGGACCGUGUAUGCCCAGAUGCACAACGAGAAGGAGCAGGAAAUGACGAGCCCCGUGAGCCACAGCCAGGGUGUGCGGAGCGCCACCCAGGGGGAGGAGUUCAUAGAGGAUGAGCUCCACCCACAGACUCUAGCGGCCCCUGCCCGGGGGGGACAGAGCCCCGCCUACCUCCCCCUGCUGCCGAUGCCGGGGCCGACCCCCCUGCAGGGAACCACUCGGGCGUGGUCCUGA
Messenger RNA from Budorcas taxicolor (takin), 3543 nucleotides. RefSeq names its product sortilin related VPS10 domain containing receptor 2 (gene SORCS2). Gene Ontology annotation, molecular function: protein binding. The transcript has 28 exons. The record is from RefSeq and is a predicted model, not a curated record. NCBI's taxonomy places the organism in Eukaryota, Metazoa, Chordata, Mammalia, Artiodactyla, Bovidae. Gene Ontology annotation, cellular component: membrane. Bases 1 to 3543 code for a protein of 1180 amino acids.